ACGAUUCGUUGAACAGCGUUAAUCUAUUCUUGUAUAUAUAUGGGAGCGUUUGGAGUCCAUCGAUAUCAGUACAAUUUGUUCAUCCAAACAACCAACAGUCCAACAAAGAAUCAUGUACAAGCUUGCUGUCCUCGUAAUCGUCGCAUUCGUUGCUGCUGACGACCAUCACCAGGCCACCUCUUAUGUAAACAUAAACAGUCAUUUUAUACCUGUUGCCGGGGGCGACGGAGGAUCGCACGGACACGCCGGAAAGGAGGAACACCACCCUCACCAUUAUCCACUGUACAACUACAAGUAUGGAGUGGAGGAUCUGCACUCUGGAGAUGUGAAGUCUCAGCACGAAUCAAGGGAUGGGGAUGUUGUCAAGGGCGGAUACAUUGUCGUUCAACCGGACGGCGUCAUCAGGAGCGUCGAUUACACCGCAGACAAGCACAGCGGAUUCAACGCUCAGGUCUCCUACACCGGACACGCCGUCCAUCCGCAGACCGCAUACAAACACCAUGAGCACUUCAGCUUCAUUUCCAUACCUCGUACAGAAAUGCUCUCAAAAAUCUGCGUUUUGAUGGCCGUCGCGGCUCUGGUCCUCGGAGGAGAACAUCCCACAUCUUUCGUCUCAGUGCAUAACGUCGUCGGUGAAAAUACUUAUCACACCGUCGGACAUCACAAGGAACCACAACCAUUCCAUCAUCCUAAAUACGAGUUCAAGUAUGGCGUUAAGGAUGGACAUACUGGCGACAAGAAGAGCCAGCACGAGGAAAGAGACGGGGAUGUCGUAAAGGGUGAAUACAGCAUUGUGCAGCCCGAUGGAGUCGUACGACACGUCCAUUACACCGCUGAUAAACAUAGGGGAUUCAAUGCGCACGUCACCUAUUCAGGACACGCCAUCCAUCCAAUCCAUCACGACAAACAUUAAUUAUGCAAGAGCUACAAAAUAAC
Nicrophorus vespilloides is the source of this 936-nucleotide messenger RNA. RefSeq lists its product as uncharacterized. The record is from RefSeq and is a predicted model, not a curated record. Bases 113 to 913 code for a protein of 266 amino acids. NCBI's taxonomy places the organism in Eukaryota, Metazoa, Arthropoda, Insecta, Coleoptera, Silphidae. The transcript is spliced from 6 exons. Gene Ontology annotation, cellular component: extracellular matrix.